Molecule: messenger RNA, 4500 nt
Organism: Trichoderma citrinoviride
Lineage: Eukaryota; Fungi; Ascomycota; Sordariomycetes; Hypocreales; Hypocreaceae
Exons: 5
Coding region: 1-4500 (1499 amino acids)
Source: RefSeq, a predicted model, not a curated record
AUGGCUGCCAACAUGCAGCACAUGGCUGGCGGAGGCCCCAUGAUACCCCAGCAGAUGCGAAAGCCCACUGCGGCCCAGUUGCAGCAGGCUGUGUACCAGAACAUUCAACAACACACCGCGCCGAUGAGCGGCAUGUCCUGGCAGUCAAGCUAUCCUGUCAACGAUCGAAUGGGCAAGGCGUUAGACCUAAUUACCAAUAUCGCUCUGGGCAUGGGGGGUAUCGACUACACCCGAGCAACCGAGUUUGGGUGCCAGUUUGAGCGAGAUGCAUUUCACAAGUCAAUCACAAAGGAGGCCUAUGAACAAGCCAUGUCCAGUAAAAUCAUGGACUUCUUUAAGAGACGACAGGCAAACGAGCCUAAUCUGCAAAACAGCAUCAACGCCAACGCCCAGGCCCAGGCCCAGGCGGCUCAUGCCCACGCCCAAGUGCAAGCGCAACAAGCGGCACAGGCACAGGCUCAGGCGAUGAUGUUCCACAUAGGGGGACGGGGUGCCGGACAGACGCCUCAGCAGGGAUUCCAGCAGAUGCAGCAUCCCAUGCAAACCCCCCAGAUGCCGCAGCAACCUCAACAACCUCAACCCCAAAUAUUUCAACAGCAGCAGGCCCAGAUGCCCAUGGCCAUGGCCAACCAGGCCGGCCGAGGCAUGGCGCCCAACCAACAGGCCAUGGGCAUGCCGGGCGGCCCCAACAGACCCAUGCUCUCCGUUGAGAUGGCGAGGCUGGGUCCUGCUGAUAGGACCAAGGUCAAUGAGCUUGCCACCAAGUUGAUGAAUCAAGCUACAGAGCAACAGAGGAACAGCACACGGCUGCACUUGCAGUCGAGGCUCAGCGCCCAGCAGCUUGCCGAAUUCCACACGCAGGCCAAGGACCCCCUUCUCUGGUGGUACCAGCAUCAAGCCUUCCAGGCUCUCAAACAGUCCUCGCUCAACAACCGCUUCCAGCAAAACAAUGCCGCCAACCAGAACAACCCGCAAGCUUCGCUGAUGCAGCAGCAACUCAGUCAGCAAUCGCUCCAACAACAGAGGCAGAACAUGAUGAAUGCCGACCAGCAGUCUGCCGCAGGCCAUAACUUUUCUCAGUUUAACCCCAACAUGGAAAGCAUCAAGGAUCAGCAGAUGACUGGGCUGAGAGCCCAGGAGGCGGGCCAGGUAGUCGUGCCACCUGGGAACCAGAACAUGCCCAGCCAGCAGAUGCAAAACCAGGCGCCCCUGGCCGCCCAACAGCAGCAGCAGCAGCAGCAGCAACAACAACGGCAGCAGCAGCAGGCCAAGCUCAACCAGGCUGCCCAGCAGUCCCAAGCUCUGCAAGCGCAGGCGCAGAUGAAGCUGCAGAACCAGCAACAAAUGGCGGCAAACAUGCCCACGUCGCAGAGCCCAGGCAUGAACACCCUGAACACUCCCGUGUCAAGACCUGGCGGGAUGAACCCCAUGGGACCGCAGGCCAUGGGCCCAACAGGCAUCCAAUUUGGCGACCAGCGAUUUCACCAGGGAAUCCAGAGGCCCAACAACGCCGCUUUCAACGCCAUGCUUGCCAACAUGACGCCGGAACAAAGGCAAGCCAUUAAUGGCCUUGCGCCCGACAAGCUGCAAGACAUCGUGCGUCGCUGGCAGAGCCAGCGCCAGGAGAUGGCGGCGAUGAAUGGGAACCAGAUGAUGCAGCCGCAGAUGGGCAACCGGCCUCAGAACCAGUUUGCCCCGAUGGGACAGAACAUGGCCGCCACGGGUCCUCAGGCCAUGCAGCAACCGAAUGCCGCCGGUCCAGGGAACCAGCAACAGCCGAUGCCGCCGGCGCGUAUGAAUCCCCCGAACCCCCAGCUCGCGUUCGUUAUGGACUCGAUGGAUCUGCCUCCCAACGUUGUGAACCAGAUCCCUGGCUUGCCUGUGGAGGUCAAGAAAUGGAGGGACUUGAAAACUUGGAUCGCCUCGAACAAUGGCAACCUCCAGCCCAACAUGCGCAGCCAACUGUCUGCCAUCCAGCAAAGGCAGUUCCAAAUCGCCAUGUCGAGGCGCAAUGGCACCGUGCCGCAACAACCCGGACAACCGGGAGUCAACAUGAAUCCCGCCAUGCCCAUGCAGAUGACUGCUAAUCAGCAGCCGGGAAUGCAGCGACCGAUGCCCCCCAUACCUCCGCAGCUGCUUCAGGUAUCGGCUCAGGAGAUGAUGCACGUUCGCAGUCAGAAGCCGGGACUGGUCAACGUCCCCGACGAGCAGCUCCGACAGAUGAUCCUCCAGAUGAAGAGGACCAACUGGCAGCAGCAGCAACAGCAUUUGCGCGCUCAACAAGCUCAAGCCCAGGCCCAAGUUCAGGCUCAAGCUCAGGCCCAGGCCCAGGCCCAAGCAAACCAGCAACAACCUGCUCCUAACCACAUGACUAUGCCGCAGGGUCCCAUGCAGAUUCAGCAACCUCAACCCAUCCUCACUACUCCCCAGACACAGGCGCAGCCGAUGCCAAACUCCAUGAGCCAAACUGCCCCGAUGCAGACGAACAACCAGAAGCAGCAGCCGCCGCCGAACGCAACGCCAAACCUGAAUCGCAACAACCAGCAGCCGCCGGCCAAGAACCUCAAGCGGCCCAACCCAGACGAUGCUGCUGAUACCGUCAGCGCAAAGGCUCCCACCCCCGUCUCUCGACCGGCACAGCCUCAACCCGCUCAGCAACAAAUGCAGAGAAUGGCCUCAAUGACCGGCCAGUUUGCGCCUCAGCAGGAUGCGAACAUGAAUUCGAGAUUCGGGCCGCUCAUGAAAAACCACGCCAAGGCCACGCCGCCAACCACAACGACGACACCAGCAGCGGCGGCGGCAACGGGAGCCGCACCACCAGCCGUGCCACCAGCUGUCAACGAAUCGCUGCUUCGUCUUAAGAUGAUUGGAGUGGAGGAGCAGAACCUUUUCAAACAAGAGCAAACGCAGGACAUUCCCAUGAGCCCUGAGGAGUAUGCAGAGACCGCGAGCAAGCUGAAGCGAAUCGUCUCAGACAUGGGCAAGGUUGGCCGUGGCCUGAGCAAAUGGUACGCCAUCACUCAAGAUGAUGCACGUGCCAGGAUGUUUUUCAGAACUCGUCUGCGCAUCAUCAAGCAACACUCUGAUGGCGAAGCGAUGGAGCAUAUGAAGGAUGUCUUUAGCAUCCGCUCCUCCGACCUGGACCAGGCUCGCGCCAUGCUCGAGAGCAUGGCCAAGGAUCUGGCAGCCAGCGUAAUAGGACGGCAAAUGAUGAAGCCUGGUGUGCAGGGGCCAGGUCAGCCUCAUGGUCCGGCGCAAGCGAAGCAACUAUCUCUGCAGCAGCAGCAGCAGCAACUUGCCCAGCAGCAGGCUCAGCAAGCUCAGCAGCAUGCACAGCAGAAGAGCCAGCCACCGCACCCGGCUCCUCUGAACGCAGCCAAUCUCGAGAAGAAUGCCCAGGCGUUGAAUAAGAUUAGCCAGCAGAAACAAGCGAGCAAGGCAGGCCAGGGUCCCCCUCCUGCGCCGACCACGACCCAGCCGCCCUUCCCAUUCGGAGCAACGUCGCCCCAUGGCAACCCGAGCUACAUGAGCAAGCCGAAGGACCUGAACUUGCAGCUGCCGCCCGCCCGCAAGAAGCAAAAGACGACUGGCGGCCAGCUUUCGGGUCCGCCGUCUCAGGGAGCUACCCCCUCGCCUCAGAUCACCAAGAAUGCCUCUCCGGACGUCCGACGGGCUCCGGCACCCCCGAAGCCUGUAUUCUCCUGCACGGAGCCCAACUGCGAUAUGUCGUACGUUGGCUUCCCCACCGAGCAGGCUCUUCAGCAUCACGUGCAGCAAGAGCACAUCAAGCCCAAGGAAGACCCGGUCAAGUACCUGAAGGAGAACCUUGCGCUGGCCUUGGGCUUGGAGGCUGACGGCAGCCCCAAGAAGGAGCAGAAGCCUGCGGAUGGCGCCCCGGCCAUGAGUGCCUCCACAUCCAAGCAGGGCCAAGCCCCUGGAAACGUUGCUCUCACCCCCAUGUCCCAGGAUGGCACAACCAUGAAGAGGUCGGCCAGCGCACUAAGCAAAGGCCAAGACGUCAAGGCUGGCGCCAAGCCGGAUGCAGCUGCAAAGCCCGGUGACGGCAAGCAGGCCAAGGACGCUGCGAAGCCAGACCCAUGGGCCAACGGGACCAUUGAUACGCACGUUCUACUCCAGAACCUUGGCUUUGAAGAUGGGCUGCCGACCGUCGCCAACGAGGGAAAGAAGUUCCUCAAGAUGUUUACGCCCAAGAGUACCCCGGACUCGUUGAAGGACGGCCUCAGCAGUGAGCCUAACAGCGACAUCUCUGAGAAUGCUGCCCUCGACAUUGAAAUGUACUGGCAGAGCCUGGACCGGGACUACCUCGCAGAGUUCCACGAGCUCAACAUGGACGGGAAACUCUCUGACGACGCGUUAGCCGCUCUUCAGCCUGCACUCCAGAUCAGGCGGCCCCCCACCCUUACGGGCUUGGACCUCAACCCGACCGAUUUCUCAAAACCGUUUGAAAUGGACACCACUUUCUUUCACCUCGGGUGGUGA